Molecule: messenger RNA, 594 nt
Organism: Arctia plantaginis
Lineage: Eukaryota; Metazoa; Arthropoda; Insecta; Lepidoptera; Erebidae
Source: the annotation of a GenBank genome assembly
AUGCAAAAGGAAGGUGUUUCAGAAAAUGAUGGAAACUGUAGCGGUCGAAGGGCGCUGAGGACACCUAAGUGUGCCCGAUGUCGCAACCACGGUGUGAUUUCGUGCUUGAAGGGUCACAAACGUUUAUGUCGCUGGCGAGAUUGUCGCUGUCCUGGCUGUCUGUUAGUCCUCGAGCGUCAGAGAGUUAUGGCAGCUCAGGUAGCUCUACGAAGGCAGCAAGGUGCCGGGGGCGCCGAAGCUCGUGAUGGCGAAGCAGCGGCUCUAGCAGCACGUAAGAGAGCUUACCGCGCUCGACUGCGAUGCAUGCAGAUGUCUAGGACUUAUGCUGUCACACCGGCGGGUUAUGGCAACGACAGGCUGUUCUCGAGUGAUCCCGCCUGGAACGAGCGCGUCCGAAGGCGUAGAGCAUUUGCCGACGUGGAGUUGGAGCGACCGCUGCCGCCGCCACCCGCGCCCGUGGUGGUGCCUCCCGCCGCCCUCUUGUGCAGGAACCUCCUCGCAGCACUGCUCACCACCUACACACCUAUUGCCCCACAAGAUGAACCGAAACGGAAGUUAUCGUUCUCCAUUGAAUCUAUUAUAGGUGUCCAAUAG